AUGGCCGGCCUUUGGUGGGAGCUCGCGGCUGGUGGUGUGGACAGUACAAUUCCGGGAAAUGGUGGUGAAGAAUGCAUGACAUAUCUUCCCACAUGGCAACGAUUUUGCGAGACGAUGAUUAUCGUUCCGUUAGCUAUCAGGACAGUGCUUAGCAUUGUGCCAAUCCUGGAUUGUUCGUUCAGCUCUAGACCGAAAAAUGAUUCUCGAUAUGCUGUUCUCACUGUUUAUAGCAUUAUUUUCGGAGCUGAACUCGCUUUUAAAAUGAUUUCGAAAACUGGUAUCUUCCUGUUAAAUCCAUGCCACAUUACUACUGCAAUGCAAUUGAUUCUUCUGACUAUGGAUGCUAACGACAGAAAGGCCUGCUUUCUGUUCCGUUUUCACAUGUACUUUAUGCCAGGAGCGUUUUUUGCACUUGCGUUUCCGAUUCUCAACACUAGAAUUCUUCCUGGUGAAGUGUUCGUCUAUUAUGCGCAGCAUGUGGCCAUAUUACUCGUCCCCAUUUACCUAAUGUACUUGAAAGGAGCAUUUGAGCCUGAAAAAGCGUACGACUACAAUUGGACAGUUUUUGGUCUAUGCAUUUUCUUCCUCUACCACUUCGUUGUACUCCAAGGGCUGGCGAUGUAUUCACGGGUCAAUCUCAACAAUAUUAUGUGUCCCGCCAUCUCGGAUCCGUUCCAGUGUAGGGCGUAUCGAGUGAUUGCUUGCGCACAUCAGACUCUCCUCAUUCCAAUAAUUACUAAAACUUAUUCAGCAAUCGCUUACUGUGUGAUUGAGAUUUUCAACGGUUUGUUUCCUGAGAAACAAAUCGAUAAAAGUGAAUGGAGUUCUAGUUGA
This is a messenger RNA of Strongylus vulgaris, 834 nucleotides long. Lineage: Eukaryota; Metazoa; Nematoda; Chromadorea; Rhabditida; Strongylidae. The record is from the annotation of a GenBank genome assembly.